Molecule: messenger RNA, 1458 nt
Organism: Harmonia axyridis
Lineage: Eukaryota; Metazoa; Arthropoda; Insecta; Coleoptera; Coccinellidae
Gene: cpa
Product: F-actin-capping protein subunit alpha
Exons: 1
Coding region: 29-913 (294 amino acids)
Biological process (GO): barbed-end actin filament capping; actin cytoskeleton organization
Cellular component (GO): F-actin capping protein complex; actin cortical patch
Molecular function (GO): actin filament binding
Source: RefSeq, a predicted model, not a curated record
GUCACGUCAUAGACGUAAAAACCGAGAAAUGACAAAUCAACCCAACCUAAAUAUGGCGUCCGAAGGGGAUGAAAUCACCGAUCAAGAAAAAGUUCGAAUAGUUUCUGAUUUCAUCCUUCAUUCGCCACCAGGAGAAUUUAAUGAAGUGUUCAACGACGUGCGGAAAUUACUGGAUAAUGAUGAUCUACUGAAAGAAGGAGCAAGUGGGGCAUUUGCCCAAUAUAACAAGAGCCAACUAACUCCUGUACGAAUUGAUAAUUCCGAAAGUUUGGUGCUUAUUACUGAAUACAACGACUUAGGGAACAAUAGGUUCUUCGAUCCCCGUUCUAAACAAUCCUUCAAAUAUGACCAUUUACGCAAAGAAGCUUCAGACUACCAACCCUACACACCCGAUAGUGGAUCUGAACCUUGGAGAGCUGCAUUGGAUGCAGAAUUCAUCGAAUACACUAAAAAUCACUAUAAGGAUGGUGUAUGCAGUGUCGUAGCUCGUAAUCUCAAUGGUAAUAUUGUCUUAACUGCCUGUGUUGAGGACCAUCAAUUUCAACCCAAAAACUAUUGGAAUGGUCGAUGGCGUUCAGAAUGGAGUGUUGUCCUUAAUGGUAAUUCUGCGGAAGUUCAGGGAACCCUAAAGGUUCAGGUUCAUUACUACGAAGAAGGAAAUGUUCAACUUGUCAGUGUGAAAGAUAUUAAAGAGAAUGUUCCUUUAUCUAGCGAAGUACAAACGGCAAAAGAAAUUGUUCAGGUUAUUGAAAACGCAGAAAACUUAUAUCAAACAGCUAUAUCAGAGAAUUAUCAGACCAUGUCAGAUACAACCUUCAAAGCUUUGAGGAGGCUCCUACCAGUUACCCGCACAAAAAUAGAUUGGAAUAAAAUAGUAUCCUAUAGUAUUGGCAAGGAGUUGAAAACGCAAUGACUGUUAUGCACUUGGAAAAAAUUCUUUUUUUGUUAUGGCUUAGGAGUGUUCUGUAAAUAAGGAGUCAGACUUGUUGAGUUUCUUACAGCAGGGGAUAGGACAAGCUUGACAUGGAUAGAUAAUUCUUGCAUUUCUACAUACAUAUGUUUUAGACAUUUAUUUCUCUCAUUUCAAGUGAGUCAAUUAAGAAAUAUUUAGUUAACUGUAUUAAAGAAAUUGUUAUUGUGAAAAAUGGAACAUAAAUGUUGAAUCAAUGUCUACCCCUGUAGAGGUAAUGUGCAAUAAGGCACAUCAUAACUGCAUACUAUUUUAUCUGCUUUUGUAAUAUUCUAUAUAUUAUUUCUCCAUUUCUGACAUUUUUCUAUUUUGUAUUAUUUUAUACAUUACUCACUAUUUUGUAUGAUGUUCAAGAAUUGAUUUUCAUAGGCCAGACUUAAUUUCACCCUUAGUUCGUUGCUCUUGAAAAUUAAAUAAUUUAUAUCUUGUUAGAAUUGACCAUUGUAUGGGUUAUUUUUAAAUAAGAAUAAAAGAUAAUAUAAUUUUUA